Molecule: messenger RNA, 618 nt
Organism: Ilex paraguariensis (yerba mate)
Lineage: Eukaryota; Viridiplantae; Streptophyta; Magnoliopsida; Aquifoliales; Aquifoliaceae
Source: the annotation of a GenBank genome assembly
GAGAGUGAAAUGGGGAGGAAGGGUGGUCAGAAGGUGGUGAUUUUUUGCAUAUUUGCAGCAUUGUUGGUGGUGGCGGUGAUGGCCACAAUGGAGGAUGACGAGAAGGACUGCGCAGACCAACUGGCAAACCUCGCAGCCUGCAUUCCGUUCGUGAGCGGCGGUGCCAAGAAGCCGACCCCGGAGUGUUGUGAGGACACACAGAAAGUGAAGUCUGUUAAGCCCAAGUGCUUGUGUGUGCUCAUCAAAGAGAGCACUGACCCCUCCAUGGGCCUCCCUAUCAACACCACUUUGGCCCUUCAAAUGCCAGCAGCUUGCAACAUUGAUGCCAAAAUCUCUGAUUGCCCAACUAUACUGAAACUCCCACCAGAUUCACCAGACGCAAAGAUCUUCAAAGUGGCAGAUGGAGGAGGUUCAGGAGCCACAAACUCAACAACAGGUUCAAGUUCAACACCAGCUAAUUCUGAAACUACUUCAUCAAAAUCUCCAUCUUCUUCUUCCGAAACUGGUUCAAGUUCAGACUCAAAAAGGAGUACAAGCAGCACCUGUCGAGCACUGUUGGACCCAAGCUUAUUAGUGAAAAUGGGUUUGGCUUCAAUUGCUGUACUGAUGUUAAUUUGA